GUCAAAACCACAUUUAUGAGCAUUGAUUUGAGUUUGGUGCAUGUAUGGCUUAUAACUUUCCCCCUUGAGAGUCAACAGAUUUCAAUCUCAAUUGAGCAAGAAAUUGCUUUACUUGAGUCUUGACUCUUGAGAGGUGGAUCAUCAAAUGGUGAUAAGUUAUACUUCGAGAAGGAUGAUGAAUGGUAGUACUUUAAUCGUUACUUUGGUUGUUCUAAUGUUGUUAAUACAUCCGGGGAGGGCUGGGGUGUACGGGUGCUGGGGUGGGUGUCUCAAUCAGUGUGUACUUAUCGCCGACAAAAAGCCUGAAGAAAAAUCAACAUGUUACUGGAAUUGCUUAGCCAACUGCUUUCCUGAAUCGGGUCAAAUUUCAACCCAUUCAUCAUCGGCUAGUGAAAUUGCUGGAUCUCCAUUACCAAAUACCCCUCCCAUAUCUAUCAAUAACAAACCCACAUUUCCUCAUUUUGGCUUGGGUAAAAAGUAUUAUUGCAUCAUCGGUUGUUCUUUGCAUAGCUGUCUUAUUCAUGGUCAUGCUGGAGUCGAUUUGAAGCUCUGUCUCAUAAGGUGCACCCACAAAUGCAAAUAGUACUUGGUGUUUAGGUUUUGGUUCGUUUGUAUUAUUUUAUUUCUAAUAUUCUCGUAAAACCAGAAAAAAAUGAUAUAAACGAACUAAAGAUUAUGUUAGAUACAUAGAGUCGAAAAAGAACACUUGCUGUUGAAAUAAAUUAGAUACGUGUAAGCCAUAGUCUCGCACUUGUGUAUCUCAAAUGUGAACAACACUAAACACUAAUUAAAUAAAAUGU
This is a messenger RNA of Lactuca saligna, 800 nucleotides long. The record is from the annotation of a GenBank genome assembly. NCBI's taxonomy places the organism in Eukaryota, Viridiplantae, Streptophyta, Magnoliopsida, Asterales, Asteraceae.